This is a messenger RNA of Rhodofomes roseus, 2077 nucleotides long. Its product is annotated as cytochrome P450. The record is from RefSeq and is a predicted model, not a curated record. The coding region runs from base 312 to 1865 and encodes 517 amino acids. Gene Ontology annotation, molecular function: iron ion binding; oxidoreductase activity, acting on paired donors, with incorporation or reduction of molecular oxygen; heme binding. NCBI's taxonomy places the organism in Eukaryota, Fungi, Basidiomycota, Agaricomycetes, Polyporales, Fomitopsidaceae. The transcript is spliced from 14 exons.
GGCUUUGCUUCCGAUGUGCCUCGUAAUCCUCAUGCACAGAUCUCACUCCGUGGCGGAACGCUGGGUGCGAAGCGUCAAAAUUCUGCUGACCUAUGAGGACUCGAAGGCCAUACUAGAGUUUGUUUGCGGCUAAUCGUUCAGCAAGAUUUGAAUAGAGUUCCUGUAAUAGAAGACCGUCAAACAGUGUCGUUCGGUCACCGUGACGGAGAAGCCUGAGGUGUGUCUGCUGAUCGUACAAGAACCUCGCCCGGGAGCCGCAUCAUGUUGCAACCUUUUGGGCCGCCUCCAGGCUUACCCAUACUCCCGCAAACAUGGGCCUGUCACUUGACUACCAAGUUGCGCUAGGACUGGCGAUCUUUGUAGGCAUUAUUUACUAUGCAUCGUGGCAACGACGAGGACGCCGUCGUCACCUCCCGCCAGGUCCUCGACCGUUGCCUAUCCUAGGUAACAUACAUCAGAUGACCUUGGAAUACCCCGAGAAGAGGUUCGCAAAACUGAGGGAGAAGUACGGGGACAUCGUCUAUCUGAAGAUGUUUAAUACACCUGUCCUGAUUAUCAAUACCGUCCACGAUGCACGAGAGCUGCUGGAAAGGCCAGGCAAAAAGUACUUGAACAGACCGUAUUCAACGGUCAAGUUGAUGGAAUCGCUGGGGUGGGAUCAUAUAUCCGGUUUCCAGCCUUACACUGAGGAAGUCCGCAAGCACCGACGAUGGAUGCAUAUACCUUUCUUUUCUAAGAGGUCACUAUCCGUGGUUGCCGACGUGCAGCGACGCAACGCGAUCAAUCUGCUCGGCGGGCUACUCCGCAAUCCCGACGACUUCUGGGCCCAUAUCCACCGGUACACCGCAUCCACCAUGCUUCAGUAUGUCUCCGGGCAUACCGUCACAUCUGCGGACGACUCGGAUGAGUAUCUGGACAUCAUCAACAAAGCGCUAGAGGAAACGGUGAGGUCUGCCGCUCCUGGCACGGUACCCGUGUACUUCCUGCCAUUCCUAAAUUACAUCCCGGCGUGGGCGCCUGGUGGCAAGUACAAGCGAAAUGCGGCGUGGGUCAAGAGCAUAGUGAAAGAAGCGGCACAACGGACGUACGAUCUAGCAGAGAGCAAGAUUGGCGAGGAUAAGGAAGAGCAUGCCGUGAUACCCGCAUUGAUCAAGAGUUCCGCAGCCAAGGGAACACUGGAGCUUGAACGACAUGAAAUCAUGAUGUUUGGACUUGCGAUGUAUGCAGGUGGCAUCGAAAGUAGCCACGUGGCGGUGUCAGUCUUCAUACUUUUCAUGGUUCUCAACCCAGACGUCUACGCCAAGGCACAGGAAGAGAUAGACCGCGUCACUUGUAACGCACGGCUACCGACAAUCGACGAUAGACAUGCGCUGCCAUACCUUGAAUGUAUUUUGAAAGAGACCUACCGGGUUUCCUCCCCCGCACCUCUAGGCGUGGCCCAUGAAACUUCCGAAGACGACGAGUAUCGCGGAUACUGGAUACCUAAGAGGACGACGGUGAUCACCAAUAUAUGGCUGAUGUUGCACGAUGCUGAAGCCUAUCCCGACCCAGAGGUCUUCUGUCCGGACCGCUUCAACGGGCUUUACGCAAAUCAAGAGGAUCCUCGAAACAUUAUCUUUGGGUUCGGCCGAAGGAUAUGCCCCGGUCGCCGCUUCGCCGACAGUGGCAUAUGGCAGGCAAUGGCGAAUAUCACGGCGACGUUCGACAUCUGCAAGGCCCGGGAUGCAAUGGGAAAUGAGAUCACACCACCGGGGACGUUCACUUCUGGCCUCGUCCGUCAUCCUCACAGAUUCCAAUGCUCUAUCACUCCACGCUCCAAACAGGCCGCCGAGCUGAUCCUGGAUAAGGUUUCAGAGCAGGCAUGAUCGGAAGGGUCCCACAAACGUUAUAACAGCCUGGAUGAGAUUAUCGUGUCCAAGCUAUGUUACGAUUUCACAAUUUUCACGACUUCCGGAAUUUCGAGGAUUCGCUAGUGUACAUACAUGAACGGAAUCACAACACCAGCGAGGGAAAACAGCGCGAACACACAGCAACCAGCCGGCGAACCAUAGCAGAGUAUCUGAGGGCCGAUUCUGUA